Messenger RNA from Heterostelium album PN500, 1341 nucleotides. RefSeq lists its product as uncharacterized. Lineage: Eukaryota; Evosea; Eumycetozoa; Acytosteliales; Acytosteliaceae. The transcript is spliced from 5 exons. The record is from RefSeq and is a predicted model, not a curated record. Bases 1 to 1341 code for a protein of 446 amino acids.
AUGAAUAAUUUAUAUAUUAAAAUUUUUAUUCUAUUUCAAUUAUUUUAUUUUUGUUCAUCACAAGAUAUUCAGAUUGUAAAUAAAGUAGGUAGACCCUUUAUGUAUGGUACUUAUAGAGGAUGUACAUCGAUUGUUAGUAUAAUUUUAUCCUAUGAUAAACAAAUAUUGCCAGCUGAUUUUUCAUGGCCAAAUGCAACAACCACAGGUCAGAUGAACCCAAGUAUCUUUACUUUAAAUUCGAGUAUUGUCGAUAACCAAAAUCAAGUUUUUGAUAUAACCUAUUCAGUUCCAGAAGCUGGAGGUACCAUAUUAGAUAUUCUCAUUUCAAGGGGUUCAGAUCCAACUUUCAAAAGUGCAUACUUCCAAUUAGACCCAAGUUAUAAUUGUAUAUUAUUCUCAGAGGAACAAUUGAAUACAAUCAAAAUAGGUGAAUCCAUUUUUGAUCCCAUACUCAGUUUUCAGACAAAUGUUUUUGUAUUUAAUAUUACUACUCAAUGGCUUGAGGCAGCUAACCAACCAUCCAUUGGAUGUGAUACAGAUUUUCCUUCCAAAUUUAUUUGCCAAAUUCCACGUGUUACAGGAGAUUCUUCCAAUAUUGUCUCUACUUUGAUUUAUACUCAAGCAUCACUUACCAUGACAUUCCCAGAUACUUUUAAUAUUAUUUUUACUGUUAGCUAUUUGGGAUCGACUUCGAGUAGUACACCUAUUACAAAACAAUUUUUAGUUAAAAAUGAUUUCCCAAAGAAUUUGGGUAAAACUACCAAAUUGAUUGAAAAUAAGAUAUAUCCUGUACCAAAUUCCACCUAUGUGCAAAAUUUCCUAGCUGCUACACCUUCGUACACUUAUAUUGAUACCUAUGGAGCUGAUCUUGACUCUUAUGCUACUCUUUCAUAUCUAGAUUUGGUUCCAUACCCUAUGAUUUAUUUGGCUGGAAAUUCAACUCAAAAAACAUAUUUUGUGACUGCACCUAUUUAUCCUUAUAUAGUUUAUGACUAUAUAUGCGAUACAACCUGUGUUAGAAAUAGUGAACAACAAAUAUCAAUCCAAUCAUAUCCAAGUUAUACAGGUGUUUAUUCAAAUGUGACACUUAAUAAUGAUACAAUGACCAAUUCAUAUUUCUUCGAGAGUAUUGGAGAAGUACCUUAUUUGACAACAAGUUUACAAAGUAAAAUAUCAUCUACUAUCAAUCCAAUUCCAAUUGAUUAUCCAUUUGGUAUCAUCAAUCAAACCAGUAUUGGUUACACAUCAAUUUCAGAUUAUUCAAUUGUAGGACAAUACUCUUUUGUUGUUAUAGAUAAGACAACAAGCAUAGUACUCGCAAACGAUGGUAAGAAUCAUUAA